Aspergillus sclerotioniger CBS 115572 is the source of this 1086-nucleotide messenger RNA. Its product is annotated as type I glyceraldehyde-3-phosphate dehydrogenase. The transcript is spliced from 5 exons. Bases 7 to 1086 code for a protein of 359 amino acids. The record is from RefSeq and is a predicted model, not a curated record. Lineage: Eukaryota; Fungi; Ascomycota; Eurotiomycetes; Eurotiales; Aspergillaceae. Gene Ontology annotation, molecular function: NAD binding; oxidoreductase activity, acting on the aldehyde or oxo group of donors, NAD or NADP as acceptor; NADP binding. Gene Ontology annotation, biological process: glucose metabolic process.
ACAACCAUGGCUCCCUCCACCAACGAUUCUCCUGUGGGCAUCACCACAUCUCCAUUCACCUGCAAAGUAGGCAUCAACGGUUUCGGCCGGAUAGGUCGCAAUGUCCUCCGCGCAUCCCUCCUCCGAUCCGACAUCCAAGUCGUCGCCAUCAACCACACAUGCCUCACAGUAGACGACCUAAACUACCUCAUCCGCUACGACUCCUCCAUGGGCGCCCUCGACGAGACAACGUCCAUCCAAAUCAUCUCCGACAAUCUCAUCACCAUAAACGACACCCCCAUCACACUGACCUCAGAACGCGACCUCGAAAACCUCAAAUGGGAUACCCUAGGCGUCGAAUACGUCCUCGAAUGCACGGGCAAGUUUACCAAACAGAACCUCGCCAUGGAUCAUAUUGUCUACGGACAGGCCAAACGGGUCCUCAUCUCCGCACCCUCCUCGGACUCGCCGACCUUCGUCUACGGCGUGAACUCGGACGUGUAUCGUCCCACUGACGACAACAGGAUUAUUUCCAAUGCAAGCUGUACUACGAACUGCGUGACACCGGUGUUGAAGGUGCUGAAUGAGAAUUUUGGUAUCGUGCAGGGUUUCCUGACGACGGUUCAUGCGGCGACUCGUUCCCAGCAGGUGUUGGAUGGGUAUAGUCAGAAGAAUCGGCGGCUUGGUCGCGGCGUCUUCAACAAUAUCAUCCCUACUACCACUGGCGCAGCGAAGGCCAUUGCUUCAGUGCUUCCUGAGCUAAGUGGAAAGGUGACUGGCGUGUCGAUCCGGGUGCCCACACCCAACGUCUCAAUGAUCGACCUAACAAUCAGCACCGAGAAGCCAACCUCAAUCUCCGAAAUCAUUUCAGCCUUCCGAAUAGCAUCCAAAUCCAGCAUGGCUGGUGUAUUGAGAGUCACGGAUGAAGAACUCGUGAGUACGGACUAUAAUGGAAGUCCGUAUAGUGCUAUUAUUGAUGCGCCGGCGUGUGCGGAGCUGAAUUCUCAGUUCUUUAAGAUCAUGGCGUGGUAUGAUAAUGAGUGGGGGUAUUCGAAUCGGUUGCUGGAUUUGGCGGUUCAUGUGCAUGCUGUUCAGAAUGGGGUUUGA